Molecule: messenger RNA, 219 nt
Organism: Knipowitschia caucasica
Lineage: Eukaryota; Metazoa; Chordata; Actinopteri; Gobiiformes; Gobiidae
Source: the annotation of a GenBank genome assembly
AUGGGCACAGCUCUGGUCCUUAGCAUGCAACAAGGAGCGGCGACCACGGUGUACUGCGCGGUGGCCCCGGAGCUGGAGGGCCUGGGCGGUAUGUACUUCAACAACUGCUUCCGCUGCCUGCCCUCUCUGCAGGCCCAGGACGAGGGGAGCGCGGUGAGCCUGUGGGAGCUGAGCGAGCGGCUGGCGUCGGAGCGGUCCGGAGGGGUCCAGGCUCUAUGA